Messenger RNA from Dendronephthya gigantea, 1057 nucleotides. RefSeq names its product neurogenic locus notch homolog protein 1-like. The record is from RefSeq and is a predicted model, not a curated record. Bases 76 to 726 code for a protein of 216 amino acids. Lineage: Eukaryota; Metazoa; Cnidaria; Anthozoa; Malacalcyonacea; Nephtheidae. The transcript has 5 exons.
AAUAUUAGAUUGCUGUGGUCUUCCUAGCCAGAGAAAGAACGGUGAAAUAUAUAAGGAAGGUAUUUUGUGAGGAAUAUGGCUCUCGCCUUUCGUCCAAUGUUCGUGUUAUGUUUGGGGAUUCUUUCAAUCGUUGCAGUGAAUGGUUCCUCAGUGCCAUGCCCGUGCAAAGUGAAGUACACUAAGGUUGGCUGCUAUAAAGACCCAGGUUCCUAUACUAGGAUCUCUUCUGAACGUCAUUUUCCUGAUCUGCUGCUGAACUGGCGUGACCGAAUAGACUGGUACGACGGUUGGCAUGAUUUCUUGAAAGCUCUGACCUGCAGAUGUGCUGAAUUGGCAAAGGAAAGAGGCUAUCGUUACUAUGGAUUGCAAUUUUUUGGCGAGUGUUGGUCAGGGGAGCAUUCGGAGGAAAUAUUUGAAACAAAAAAGGCUAAAAGCUGUUGGGGUUAUCGUCCCAAUUAUACACAAUGCGUUGAUGACAGUCCUAAUGAAUGUGUAGGAAAAGAACAUCAUAAUUACAUCUACGAGGUCAUGCCUGAAGUACCUGAGGGUUGCAUUGGCGGAGGAGCUGCUUCGACGACUGAAAAGCCAGUUGUAGAUCCAUGUUACCCGAAUCCUUGUCAAAACGGUGGAGAAUGUUACACACUGGAGAAUUCUAAUGAUUACGUGUGUGAAUGUCCGGAUGAGUAUAGGGGACCGCAUUGCGAGAUUCCGAGGGGAAAAAAGUGAAGAAAAUACGUUCAAGGCUACUACAUUGUCAGGUGAUAGGAAGGAGCGUAGUUAAAGGAUUUUAGGAUUAAUUUAUCGGCAUAGGAGUGAGAUAGAUUUAGAAAUAUUGUGAACAUGUGAGUCUUCACUGACUGGAAGUAUAAUUAUAAAUAUUCCACUGUAUAUUAUUUCAUUUAAGUUAAGCAAAAUUUACUCUUUAACGUGGUUGUGCUUUUCUGAUACGGUCUAAAACUGUAUUGGAUUUGUUCUGCCGCAUAUAUAGAAACUGCAUGAGUAGCAUAUAGCAAUACGUUAUUGAUUUAUUUAUCAUCAAUUAAAUAAUUGUGUGUUU